Plectropomus leopardus (leopard coralgrouper) is the source of this 510-nucleotide messenger RNA. Lineage: Eukaryota; Metazoa; Chordata; Actinopteri; Perciformes; Serranidae. The record is from RefSeq and is a predicted model, not a curated record.
UUUGCCAGCGCUCUGGGGACCUACAUGCGUGGGCAGUGCAUCAGCGACCUGAAGGUGUGGACCAGCCACAUGAAGAGGACCAUCCAGACCGCCGAGGCUCUGGGGGUCCCGUACGAACAGUGGAAGGCCCUCAACGAAAUCGAUGCUGGUGUCUGUGAAGAAAUGAUGUAUGAGGAGAUUCAGCAGAAUUACCCCGAGGAGUUUGCACUGAGGGACCAGGACAAGUAUCGCUACCGCUACCCGAAAGGAGAGUCGUACGAGGACCUCGUCCAGCGUUUGGAGCCGGUCAUCAUGGAGCUGGAGAGACAGGAGAACGUCCUCGUCAUCUGUCACCAGGCCGUCAUGAGAUGUCUCCUGGCUUACUUCCUGGACAAAACUGCUGACGAGCUGCCGUACCUGAAGUGUCCUCUCCACACGGUGCUGAAACUGACUCCAGUGGCCUACGGUUGCAAAGUGGAGUCUGUCUUCCUCAACAUCGAAGCUGUCAACACGCACAGAGACAAACCUGUG